Helianthus annuus (common sunflower) is the source of this 1247-nucleotide messenger RNA. RefSeq names its product mitochondrial dicarboxylate/tricarboxylate transporter DTC. Gene Ontology annotation, molecular function: oxoglutarate:malate antiporter activity. The record is from RefSeq and is a predicted model, not a curated record. The transcript is spliced from 6 exons. The coding region runs from base 86 to 985 and encodes 299 amino acids. NCBI's taxonomy places the organism in Eukaryota, Viridiplantae, Streptophyta, Magnoliopsida, Asterales, Asteraceae.
UGCUUUCCAUUUGAAUCUACUCAUCUACCUCCCCGGUUGCGUUCUCUCUCUCCUCUCUCUUAAUUUCCCCCAAAUCUCGUAAAAAAUGGGAGAGGAGAAACCAAAGCCAAUCGGCGGUGUGUGGCCGACGAUCAAGCCGUUCGUUAAUGGCGGAGCUUCUGGUAUGCUUGCUACAUGUGUUAUCCAGCCUAUCGAUAUGAUCAAGGUGAGAAUUCAGCUGGGUCAAGGAUCUGCAGGUGAGGUGACAAAGACUAUGCUGAAGAACGAAGGAAUCGGUGCCUUUUAUAAGGGUUUAUCUGCUGGAUUGCUUAGGCAAGCUACAUAUACAACCGCAAGACUUGGUACCUUCAGGAUUCUGACAAACAAAGCACUUGAGGCAAACGAUGGAAAGCCGCUGCCUUUGUAUCAAAAAGCUUUGUGUGGGCUAACAGCUGGAGCAAUCGGAGCUUGUGUGGGAAGCCCUGCUGAUCUGGCACUGAUCCGUAUGCAGGCUGAUGCAACAUUACCUGCUGCUCAGCGCCGUAAUUACACAAAUGCGUUUCAUGCAUUGUAUAGGAUUACUGCCGAUGAAGGUGUGUUGGCUCUCUGGAAAGGUGCGGGGCCCACAGUCGUUAGGGCUAUGGCACUGAACAUGGGAAUGCUUGCUUCUUAUGAUCAAAGUGUCGAGUUCUUUAAGGAUAAUCUAGGUUUUGGUGAGGCUGCUACAAUCUUAGGUGCCAGUUCUGUAUCAGGGUUCUUUGCUGCUGCAUGCAGUUUGCCUUUUGAUUAUGUGAAAACUCAAAUACAAAAAAUGCAGCCCGAUGCUCAAGGGAAAUACCCUUACACAGGAUCUUUGGAUUGUGCCAUGAAAACCCUCAAGGCUGGUGGGCCCUUCAAAUUCUAUACAGGGUUUCCGGUAUAUUGUGUUAGGAUUGCGCCACAUGUCAUGAUGACAUGGAUCUUCCUCAACCAAAUUCAGAAGCUGGAGAAGAAGGCUGGACUGUAACAUUUCUUGCAGAAACAUUAAAGAACGAACGUUGAUGUGAAGCAUUCUAUCAGAAAUAAUACAUCGUGUUUUACGGAUUUUGGUUACUUACACAAUUAAAUUGUGAAAGUCUUUUGAGUUCUACCUUUUCAGAUGAACUGUAGGAUUGUUUAAACCAUUUGAACUAUGAUUCUUCAAGGUUUUUUUGGCAUACUAGCAGGAACCCGUGGCAUGGAUUGUGCCAUUUAUAAAUGAAGUUUUGAUUCAAAAUGUUCGUUGUUCA